Molecule: messenger RNA, 1271 nt
Organism: Aaosphaeria arxii CBS 175.79
Lineage: Eukaryota; Fungi; Ascomycota; Dothideomycetes; Pleosporales
Product: alpha/beta-hydrolase
Exons: 2
Coding region: 212-1228 (338 amino acids)
Molecular function (GO): hydrolase activity
Source: RefSeq, a predicted model, not a curated record
UCAGCUACCUUACAGCAAGUAAGAGGCUGUAAAUGCAUGUAUCAUACCUUUGUGUCGGCUAAAAACGCUAGCAGGUGUACGACCCAACGUGCCUACCUUCUGGACCCCUCGUACAAGGUAAUGGGUAUAAACUUCAUAGGUGGGGUAUAAAAGCAAUUGAAGUUGCGCGAUCGUUUCUCAGAGCGUUUCUCGCACAUCACCCACCGAAACAAUGGGCACUCCCCUUCAUCACGCGACUGUGUCGACCUACGUUUACAAAACCACGAAUGGUCUUACUCUGUCUCUGGACGUGUGGCGACCCACACCACCUGCAAAUUCCACCUCCAACGAUGAUGCCAAUGUCGCCUUGGUACAUUUCCAUGGAGGUUUUCUGAUGGUCGGAGAAAAGACUACCUUUCCCCCCUACUGGUUAAUCAAUGCGUGCCUGCGCCGCGGCUGGACUUAUAUCACACCCGCAUACCGUCUCUUGCCCGAGACCCCUGGUUUAGACAUCAUCGACGAUGCACUCGACGCUGCGCAGUGGGUUGCGAAGAAUGUAUCUGAGCGUUUGGUGAUCGCAGGAUCUAGCGCCGGAGGCUUCUUAGCAUUGUCAGUCGCAACCAGGUUGAUCGAACCCAAACCUGUUGCAACUCUAUGCGUAUACGGCAUACUCGACCUGACUGCAGCGCGAUACACUAAUCCGGGUAAACCGGUUUUAGGAAGUCAACUCAUGCCUAACGUAAGCACAAUUCUCCAUGAGAUGGAAGCUGCGCGUGAUGGCGAUGAGCUGGACGGAUACGCCUUCCCCGAUGAUCUCUUGGCCGAUAAGCGUAUGUCUUGGAUAAAUGCUGCACAUCAAGAAGCGAUAUACCCAGACCUUUUAUCUAGAAGUCAAGGUCUCGCUGCGAUGAUACGCACUAGCGGACCCACAAGCAUACCCGAAGCUUAUCGCGCUCUGUUUCCAAGCACUUUCGGAGCGAGCAAGGAUAUGCCUCCGGUAGCAUUCCUACAUGGAGGGCAGGAUGACCUUGUCGACGCCAGUCAAAGUAUCCAAGUGUCAGAACACCUGCAACGGCUUGGCGUUGAUACUAUUUGUGCAGUGGUCCCAGGCAAAGGACAUGGCUUUGACGUAGAAAUAGCUGCGGAGGUUGAUGUCGAAGAAGCGCAGGGUGUUCACAACCCCGCGUAUACCGAACUGAAAAGUGUUCUCGGAUUUAUUGACAAUGCUGUUAGAGGUAGUAGUAAAUAGAUGUAUGUCAAGCGAGCUCGUUGACCAAGUCGACAGCUCUAUC